This is a messenger RNA of Gaeumannomyces tritici R3-111a-1, 908 nucleotides long. RefSeq lists its product as hypothetical. NCBI's taxonomy places the organism in Eukaryota, Fungi, Ascomycota, Sordariomycetes, Magnaporthales, Magnaporthaceae. The record is from RefSeq and is a predicted model, not a curated record. The coding region runs from base 133 to 762 and encodes 209 amino acids. The transcript has a single exon.
GACUUGGACGGGUAUAAGAAGGCCUCUUCGUUGCGGCAACCCCAUCCCGUCUAAAUACUUUUGUCAGCACCGGAACCCGCUCAAGCCCAGCACAGCGCUCGCAACAGACACACCAGCCAACAAAGAGACACGAUGCACUUCCGGGUCGCAGUCGUGCUCGCGGCGGCGCUGGCCGCAUCGACGGCGGCGGGCCAGAACUGCCCCGUCGUGACCAAGACGGAGCUCGCGGCGUCAUGCGGGCGGCGCUGCAGCAACCCAGACUGCAUGCUCGUCACGACCAUCCAGAACCCGUGCAACUGCCCCAGGGCGGUGCCGACGGCGACGCUCAUCGCGCCGUGCCAGGCCGAGUGCCCGUACAACGGCUGCGGGCUCGAGGUGCGCACACUCAACCAGCCGUGCCAGCCGACUACGACAUCGACAUCGACAUCGAGGAAGACAUCGAGAUCGACGACGCGACGGGCCACGCCCACCACCACCACGUCGCAGUCGGUCAGCUGGGGCAUCACGCUGCUGCCGCCGCCGGUGACUUCGACAACCAAGACAACUCCACAGCCGGCGGCGUGUCCAACGGUGACGCAAAUCACGCGGCCCAACGGGUGUGAAGCCAUCCGCUGCCCGGUGCCCAACUGCGUGCAGCAGGAACAGCUGGUGGUGCCUUGCGGCUGCUCGGGCCCGCGCACGCUGCUCGAGGUGCGGGGCUGCCAGACGGCGUGUCCUGAGGGAUGUAUGACACGCACCCAGACCGUCAGCGAGCGGUGCUGAGGGGUUCAUCUUGGAGGACCAUGUAUCGAAUGUGUUCAUCUGAAUUCACACGCACCGAAUUGAGUUCAUCUUCGCCUGCCAAGCCUCUGCUCAACCCCUGUACGGCCAGGGGCUAUGCCUGUAUCAGGAAGUACCAUGUGACCCAU